This is a messenger RNA of Falco peregrinus (peregrine falcon), 1979 nucleotides long. Its product is annotated as olfactory receptor 52R1-like. NCBI's taxonomy places the organism in Eukaryota, Metazoa, Chordata, Aves, Falconiformes, Falconidae. The record is from RefSeq and is a predicted model, not a curated record. Gene Ontology annotation, molecular function: G protein-coupled receptor activity; olfactory receptor activity. Gene Ontology annotation, cellular component: membrane. Gene Ontology annotation, biological process: G protein-coupled receptor signaling pathway.
GAAGGAGGUGGAAAGAAGAACGAAAAAUAUCAGGAAUCUUAAUUCCUAGGAUGUUUACAGCCACAUGGAAAAAAGAGAGGAAAUCUCUCCCAGAGCACAGGUGACCCAAAGCCAUAUGUAUCUGUAAGGUCUCAAGUGCAGCCCCGCCAGCCCAGCCCCAGCUGGUUACUGCUGGCUGGGCUGAGGUGGUCGUGGUGUGAAAUCUCUCUCUGGAUGGAGCGGGAGUGCAGCUGCUGGAGCUGGCUUGGCUGGCACCAGACCCUUGGGGAGGAAAAGCUCAGCUUUCUUCUGCGAAGCUGCUAUUGUCUCCUCCAUCCCUCUGCUCUUUGCGGCUCCAGGGAGGUUUCUGAAGGGUCAGGAACACUGGCCUCAUCUGUGCUGCCGGAGCCUUCAAGGAAUACUUUUCCCAAAGUGUUGGGGAAAACCCAUGAACUGAGCAAUGUGCAGGGGCUGAGCAAGCUGCAGUCUUUUCUGGGGGGAGAAUGGACUGUGUUUGUAGGUCGGCAGGGUGUCAAACACCGUGGCACUGGCUAAGAUUUUUACCCUGAAAUGAGUUGUUCCUUGACUGAGGCAAGCCCUCGUUGUCAGUGUGUACACUGGCAAGCAGCACAAUGCUGUCACAAGUUUCUGUAGAGCUGGUGCUAGUGACUUCAUAUCCCCACCAUGCACAUUUUAAGAAGGUUUACUUCAGACCAACUUUCAUCUGGUCUCCUGGGCUGGAUACCCUUUGGACACUGGAGAGUGUCAGGUAUGUGCCUUGAGCAGUCUUCCCAUUCAGUUUGAUCUAGCACGCUCCAGGACCACUCCAUCCACUUGGUGGACAGAGCACUUUCAGUGGAAACUGCCAGGACUCUUGCUUCAAAGGGGCUCUCCUGAGCCAGUGCAAGCAGCUAUCACAGGGAUGGCUGCCCAUGGGGGGAAUUUGAGCUUCUAGACCUACCUCAUGAUGGUCACUGUUUGCAGUGACCAGAUCAGGUUGAGUGUGUUUGAUGCUUUUUUUUACAGGAUGCAAGAGCCCUCAGUGUAGGCCAGAGACAAGAAGGGUUUCAUGUCUCUGAGCUCUACUGCAUUCUCCCACCCUCCCUACUUCCUACUUAUUGGCAUCCCUGGGCUGGAGCAGGAGCAGUUCUGGCUUGCCUUCCCCUGCUGCAUCAGGUAUGCCAUUGCUGUGCUGGGGAACAUCACUCUCGUCCUCAUCAUAAAGGCAGAGCCAAGCCUGCAUGAGCCCAUGUACUUUUUCCUGGCCAUGCUGGCCUUCACUGACUUGGUCCUAUCAACAUCUACACUACCCAAAAUGCUUGACAUAUUCUGGCUGGACUCCAGGAAGAUUGGGUUUCUCUUCUACCUUGCUCAGACGUUCUUCAUCCAUACUUUUUCAUCAGUGGAGUUGGGCAUGCUCGUGGCCAUGGCCUUGGAUCGCUACACUGCUAUUUGCUUCCCUCUGCGGCACUCCAGCAUCCUCUCUGUGCCAGUGGUGGUGGCCCUCGGGAGCCUGGUGCUGGUGCAUGGGGUUCUCCUGUUGAUUCCAGUCUGCUUCCUCCUUCUCAGGCUGCCCUUCUGCCAGCAUCACAUCAUUUCCCACUCUUACUGCAAGCACAUGGCUGUGGUGAAGCUGGCAUGUGGGGACACCAGACUCAGUGUCAUUUAUGGCCUUUUCAUGGCUUUCAUAGUGACAGUAUUGGACACGAUUCUCAUCUCUGUGUCCUACACCAUGAUCCUGUGGGUGGUGAUGAGGCUGUCAUCCUCAGAGGUGACUUUAGUCUUCAGCACUUGUACAUCCCAUGUCUGUGUCAUCCUUUCUUUCUAUGUAGCUGUCCUCUUCACAUGCUUCUCCCACCGCUUUGGGAAGAGCAUCCCUCCCCACGUCCAUAUAAUGGUGGCCAAUCUCUACCUGCUACUCCCCCCCAUGUUAAACCCCAUUGUUUAUGGGGUGAGAACAAAGAAGCUCCAGGAAAGGGUGUUCCUCUUCUUCCAGUGAA